CCAGCCCAUCUCUAAUACCAUUGCAACUCUGCGAACAGCCAGUGCUACUUCUGGCGAAACAAUAACAGAAAUCGUUAAUUAAGAAGAUAUUUUUGAUAAAUCAUCGCGAAUUAUACAAAAAGGAUGCUCCGAUAGACGUGGGAUACGAGCCCACCCACCGCACCAAGUCAACAUCGGAUACAUUAGACAGCAGCCAGCCGGAUAGCCAGAGGGGAUUCAGACACCACCGCCAUCAUGGAGUCGGCGGACGCGCUCGUCGAGGAGCAGAAGCUGAUGGCCGAGGCCAAGUACCGGACCUACAUGACCAACAUCGACAAGGCGCUGCGCAGUUUCGAGUACUCCAGCGAGUGGGCGGAUUUGAUAUCGGCCCUCGGCAAGCUGAGCAAGGCCAUACUGAGCAAUACGCAAUACCAGGUCAUUCCCAGGCGGCUGAAGAUAGCCAAGCGUCUGGCCCAAUGCAUGCAUCCCGCCCUGCCCUCCGGGGUGCAUCUCAAGGCCCUGGAGACCUACUCGGUGAUAUUCAGCAAGACGGGUCCAGAACGUCUGGCCACGGAGUUUAUCUAUAGCGCUGGUCUAUUUCCACUCCUCGGCUACGCUGCUAUGAAUGUACGCCCUCAGCUGCUCACCAUUUAUGAGGACUAUUUUGUACCCCUGGGCGACAAGCUGCGACCGGCCUUGAGCGGCUUCCUGAACGGAGUCCUUCCUGGCUACGACUGCGGCCUGGACCACUUCGAACGAAUUAGCAUCCUGCUGAAGAAUGUGUGCAAUGCCGUCAAUCCCAUGCACUUUUACACGGUGCUCUGGGAAUCGGUGGCCAAAAAUGCGGCAAUUCGCCUGCCCGCGAUUACAUACCUUCUGGAGCACUUCAACAAGCGGCUGGACAUGCAGGAGCAAAUAUAUAUAAUGGGUCACAACAGGGAGAUCAUGAUGUCGGCCCUGUGCGCUUGCCUGAAUGAUUCCCUGAUUCUGGUGCAGCGAAACACACUCGAGUUCCUGUUGCUUGGCUUUCCCAUGCACACAGCCCUGCUUUCCGAAGACGAACUGGUCAAGCUGGUCACCAACGGCUUGAAUACCAUCCUUCGCAGGGAUAUGUCUCUGAACAGAAGGCUCUUCAGCUGGCUGCUCGGCAGCGAGGUGGCCAAGAACUCGCCCACCUACGACACCCUAUCAUUGGACGCCUCCAACGCUCCGCCGGACGAGGAGCCAGAACCGUACUUCAUAAAGCACUCAAGACACAUUCUGAUUCGAGCUUUAAUCACUACGCUCCGGCUUAGUCUGGAGUGUGCUCCCAUGGACCUGAAGCCCUACAGGAUAAUGCUAUCCCUGCUCGACAAGGCGGAAAUUGGCAGCGCCGUGCUCGACUACGUACUCCAUGACAUAAUGCGGGCCAUGUACAUCUCCAGUGGCAAUGCGGAGGCACUCAAGUCCGCCAAUCUUCUGUUCGCCACUUUCGACCCGGCCUACAUUUGGAGCUACAUGACCAAUAUGUUUGAACGAGCCUGUCAGCAGGCAAACUCAUCCCAAGAGAAGCCCCUACCAACUACCGACGCCAAUGCAAAGUAUCCCUGCGAGGUGGGAUCCGGGGAUCCCUGCGUGAUGGAGAUCUGCGUGCUGACCGAAUUCCUACUGGAGACAGUGUCGCUGGAAAUGUAUACGGAAACUACUCGGGUCUACCUGCCAAAGGUGUUCCUGGCCAUCACCCAGCUGCUCUCCCUCCAUAUGGAUCGCGUGAACAGCAACGAGAUCACGGCCUCGCUCAAGCUGUGCAUGAAGAUCGUCUCCAGGGUCCAGCCCAUGAUAACAAGUCCCAUAAAGCUGAAUAAGCUGAUAGAACAAAGCGGGGGAUCCUCGUCGGAUGAGAAGAUCACAGUGAAUACUGCGACAAGCGAUAUUGGGAAAGUCGAGGGCGCUGGUUCGCUGGAGAAGAGCAAGUCCGAUUCGCGGCUGAAUCAGUUUGCGGAGAACUCACUGCACAGCUCCGAUCCCAAUGACGAGGAACUUAUCCGACGUUCGGCCUCCAAUCAGAGCGUUGGACGUCAGAGUCCCAGCAAGAAGAAGGCCAAGUCCGUAUCACGGCUAUCCGAGUUGGACAAAGACAUAAGCGCCUCGGAUACCGGCCAGCAGUCGUCCUCUGAUCUGGAUACCCCCCGAAGCAUAAAAAAGCUAAAGGCCAAGGCGAAGGUGCCCUUUAUACGUAGCCCCAAGAAGCAACGACCGAAGGACAUUGUUCUAGUGCAAUCGAACACCACUGCGGAUGUAAAUGAUGCCCCAAGCGAGGAGGAGCCCAAAAGUGCUCCUCCGGAUCAGACGGCACAAUUUCAACUGGACGAGGAGAGCCAGGCCACCCAGCAGCGGGGAUUCUCCAUUCUGGAGAAGUGCAUCCGCCAGUACGAGAUAUUCUUUGAGGUGUACUUGGCCCGGAAGUUGCUCCAGAUUAAAUCUGAGCCAAAGGAGUGUGCUGUUCGGGUUCAACUACAGCGCACCGUCAGCAACAGCACCAGCAAUAGUCACUCCUCCAAUCUCUUCAUGGUCGAGCAGGUGCUGGAGCACGAGUGUUCCGAGAGGGAGUCACAAAUUGAGCGACUUUUCAACCUGCUUCGCGUGGAUAUUGUGCCGCGGUCCAAGCAGUUGCAGCGCCUGCUCAACAAAUCCUUGCCGCUGCCUGCCAGCGCUAGCGAAUUGAGCAGCGACAGCGAGGCCCAGGAGGACAAGCAGCAGAGCCUGCUCAUCGACAAUCAGACGCAGCGCAGUGUCCAGCAGCUGUCCGACCUCCAGUUGAGCCUGGCGCUGCGCGGAGCCAUUAAGCUGGCGGCCACCCUGCUGGUAGAGAUGUCCACAUUCCCCAACUGCAAUAAGCACAUAGUGCUGGACAAGAAUGAACCGGAGCUUCCCAACUGGUUGAAAGUUCUGUGCCUGGUGGCUUGUUUUGCCCAAAGCGACAAGGAGCUGCAGGUGUCGGCCAUCACCACGUUGUUUGAUUUGAUCAGCUUACUCCGCUCCCAAAUCGAGCACACAACCAGUCCGGGAGUCACUUUUGUGGUGAUGCUGCCCCUGCUCAAAUUCGGCCAUGUCAGCUAUAUGGAGCAGCACACACGCGUCUUCCAGCUAGUGAGCUCUAUUCUCUGGGACUACCUGGGAGCUCCCGGCACGGAUCCGGCUCAGAUUGCAGCCCUGCUCCACCAGCUGCACAGCUGUUUGGAGAGCGGCCUGGUGGAGACAGUGGUUGGAAACCGAAUGCAGGCCCAGCACCUGCUGCAAAUACAAUCCUCGCCCCAAGCUGUGCCCGGAAGAACUGCACUGCGCCACUUCCAAAUGGAACGUCUGGCGGAUGCCCAGCUCCUCUGUCCCACAGAGUCCACGGAGAGACUGCGGGAGAGUCAGGCCCGUAGCUUCAAGAAGUUCGAGCUGCUGUGGCACUUGGGCCGCGACAAACAGUCGACGAGGGGAUUCGAGAAGACUCUUCUCAAAGUGCUGGACACACUGGCCUUGCCGCAUUACAUGUCGGAGCGCACCUUCGUGACCAACUGGCUGCAGGCCUCGCUGCUUCGCGGAGAUCUCGCCCGCUUGACCAAGCCCCUGUACAAAAUCCUCCUCUCGGCCAAUUCCAAGCGCGUGGGUAUUGUCCACAUGCAGCAGCUCUACCGGGAGGCGGAUCAUGAGUCGGCUCCGGUUUUCGAGCGGGAUGUAUAUGCCAUCAGCUCGGAGCAGGGAAAUGUGAAGUACCACCACAUGGAGACCACCAAUAGUGGCAAGAAGAAGAGCCCGAUCAGGAACUUUCCAAAGAAAAUCUUUGGGGUCACGCUAAGUGGGGGCAAGGCCAACAAGGUUUCCAACUUCGUGAGCGACAAGGCUGCAGUGGCUGCCGAGGCCUCCCAAGAUGUGAAUACCAUUGGACUGAUCAUCAAUCCCUUGGAGAACGCCAAUGAUUUCGACGAUGAAACGGAUUUGGAGGAGCCGCGCAUCGAGGUACCACACAAGGAGACGCCACUGGAACAAAAGUUGGCUAGCGCCAUGGACGAAAGUGAACAGCUGUCGCCGGAGCAACCAGAGCAGGCAACCCAGCAGGAUCAGAGCCAGCACUUCGACCAGGACAUCACCGACAACUCAGAGAGCAGCGACUUUGAAUCGGAUUCCGAGAUGCGGGAGACCAGCUUGGAGAAGGAGGACAGCUUAACGGUGAGCUCCAGUGCCGGAGUCAGCGACGACGUGAAGCGCUUUGUGGGCGCCUGCGAACGAGUUACGGAGGCACUGACCCAGCACGAGAAGAUCAAGAGCCGCAAAACCUACCGCCUAACCAGGGAGAAGACGCCCGGCGAAGUCAGCCUUAACUCCCUGGAGUCCAAGGACCAGGAACAGGCUGUUCCAGACCUUCAGGCGGAUGCCUUGCCGGCGGAUGAGUAUUUCGGACACGACAAAAAGGUUGGCAAGCGCAAGAAACUACUUAAUGCUGCGGACAAAAAGCGGCUCAGCUGCAUCUCAAAGACCUCCACGGACAGCAAUAUUAGUGGUUCCCAUGCAGAGAACCCCGAACAGGAGGAAGAGACGGAAACGGGCACCGAGUCCACCAUCAAUGUGGAGGAUAAGCGUCGCAAUCUCAGCCUGGAAACCAGCAAGCUGCAGCCGGAUAUGCAGAAAACCCUGGAGAAGGGCAAACAGAAUGUAGAGAUCCUGCGCCAAAAUGCAGCAGCUGCGGCUGCAGCAGCAGCAGCUGAGGAGCAGAGCAGUCUACGGAGCUCGGUGAAGAGCGGCGGAUCCCUGACGGAGGCGGCCCACCUCUACCACAACCACCUGCUGCUCUACCUGGCCAUCUACGACACCCGUCAAACGCUGUACGCCCUGCAGACCCUGCGGAACAUCAUCUGCUGUGACCGGCGGACCUUCCUCUGCCUCUCCAUAACCACAUCCUUCUCCAGCGCCAGCCUGAAACAGCUUCUGGUGCGCCACCGCAAGAGCAUCUCCGGUAAGGGAUUCGACGGAGGCGUCGGCAACUCCGAGUACGCCCAGGGCUAUCGCGGUUGCAUGCAGCUGGAGUUGCUGGUCACCCUCUGCCUGUUCUACGCCCGGGGCUACUUCCAGAGAGAAUCCCUGGAUGCCCAGCGACAGCCGCCCACGUUGCAGGACAUCGUGAACAACCGACGGAUACAGCUGGAGAGCAUCGAGUUGCUCACCCUCAUCUGCUCCGAACUGAUUGAGAUCGUUAAGGGCAUGGGCCGGGGACUGGCGUGCUACAUCGCAGACCUCUUGGCCCGCGCCAAGCUGCAGAAGGUGAUGCUGCACUGCCUCAACAGCUCGGUGUGCAGCUACGGCCGGAAGGCCAACCCGACCUCUACCAGCUACGCGGAUCAGGUGCUCAGCUUUAACGAUCCGCAGGACGAUCAACUGCACGCGGACUGCUUCCAACUGCAACUGCUGCGCUUGCUGCUGGCCGUAAUCCGGCUGGAGCACGAGGUACACCAGCUGCGUCAGGACACUCCACCCUCCGCCGGCGAGGAGACGGCUGGGAAUGCUUCACCCACACGAUUGGCCGAGGGAGCGGCUGCCAAUGUGAAGUACCUGCCUAACUGCCUCAUCAGCCAACAGCCCAUGUUCCUGGCCGCCGUUCUGGGUGCCCUGCAGCAGGAGCGAUUGAGGCACCUGCACCGUAACUGGACGGAUCUGGUGACCUCUUCUCUGAACUGCUUCUCCUUCGGAUCCCUCACAAACAUUGUGAUCAGCGUGGUGCAUCAGCUGUGCAGCAAUCUGGAUCGCCUGGCCAAGAUGCCCCUUCCCCAGCAGCGACACUUUCCCCCCGACUACGUCGUUUCCCAGCUGGAGGCACUGACCAUUCUGUGUCACUAUUGUCUCCUGGACAACACCCAGCAGACGGCGCUGUCGCACUUGUUCAACCAGGCCUACCCGCAGACCAGCUCCUCGGUGCAGAGCUCCAGCACUGGUCAGUUGCUCAACAGCAUUGUGCACUCCUUCCUCUCGGCCAGCGAGUCCUCGACUUCGGCUCCAGCCCCUCGGAAUCCGCAACUGCAAGCGGCCAGGAAUGCUGUGCUGUCGCAUCUCCCGAGGAUCAUGAGCAGCGUGGCGGCCAUAUGGGACAGCGAACUGGGGCAACUGCGGCCAGUGCGCCUGCAACUGUUGGAGUUCCUAUCGCCGGUGUCGCUGCAUCAUGGGUGCAACUUCCUGGCUGCCGUGGCAGUCACGUGGCAGCAGCGCGGCGUUUCCACCAACAUGAGUGGCUUGAGUAUUCCGGAGCAGUUCCAAAGGAACUCCACACUCCAGGCCUGUCCCGCCCAGCUCUCCUUGGUGUCGCUUGUGUCCAGCAUCCGGGUGAUGCCGAUGGAUUCAUUUGUGCUCACUCUCCACCAGGUGGUGCGUUCGCCCCCGCCGAUUCACAGACCGCCGGCCCAACUCAGUAUUGAGGUCAGCUCCCUGGAGCUCUUCUACUUCUACAUGAAACAGGCGCCGGCUCCGCACCUGGCAGACGCCUGGAGCUCGUUGCUGGCCCUGAUCCGCGAUGGCUUGAGCCUUACACCGCCGGCGCAGUUUGCUCUGCUGAUGCUUCUCAACGAAUUCGUGCAGCGGUGCCCCCAGAUGCCGUUCCAGGACAAAAAGGAGGUGCGCGAACUGCACGACGUGACCUCUCGCUUGGUGGACUCACUGUCCAGCGUGGCGGGAUCCUGCCUGGAGCAGACAACCUGGCUACGACGAAACCUGGCCGUUAAAGAGGACACCGAUGGCCUGGCCAAGGACAACAGCGUCGGCGGAGGAGCACAGCAGUAUUCGCUGCAGGCGCAGAGCGUCCUGGCAGCCAUACUCUCCAACCUGCUGGAUGUUGCCUACGGCUCGCAGGAAAAAGACAAGGUGGUCAACAUUGUGACCCCGCUUCUGUACAACAUAACCCCGUAUCUAAAGAAUCACACUGCGCGCAACGUCCCCUUCUUCUACGCCUGCUCCGCCCUUCUGGCCAGCCUCAGCGGAUACCAGUAUACGCGGAAGGCGUGGCGCAAGGACAUGCUCGAUCUGCUGCUGGACAACGCCUUCUUCCAGAUGCACCUGUCCUGCCUGCCCUUCUGGCGCAUGAUCAUGGACAGCCUGAUGACCUACGACAACACCACCUUCCGGGAGCUGAUGACCCGUGUGUCGCUCUCCCAGGCGGGCAGCCUGAACAUAUUCACCUCGCGGGACCAGGAGUACGAGCAGCGAGCCAUGCUCCUCAAGCGACUGGCCUUUGUUAUCUACUGCAGCGAGUUCGACCAGCACAAUAAGUACAUGCCGGAUAUACAGGAACAACUGGCCAACAGCUUGCGACUGGUGCCCAUGGGUCCUUCCGUGCAGGCGGCUGUAUUCCUGUGCUUCCGUGUGCUGCUCCUCCGCAUGUCGCCCGACCAUGUCACCUCGUUGUGGCCCAUCAUCAUAGCGGAGAUGGUGCAGGUUUUCCUUCAGAUGGAGCAGGAGCUCAAGUCGGAGAGCGAGGAGAGGAGUCAACAAAUGCGCAUGCCCACCGGCAUAGACGUCUCGUGGACCUCCAAUUCGGGAGCCAUCAAUGGCUACAACUCCCAGACGCCCAUGCAGCACUGGCGGUCCGUUCAGCUGGAGGCCUGCAAACUGCUGGAGCUGGGAUGCGUGCUGCCAGCCACAAAACUUCCCCACUUCCAGAUGUACCGCUGGGCCUUUGUGGGCACGGAGUUCGAUGUGCACGAGGAGGAGGUGCGCCUGCCCAACGGCAGCACUGAGAACCUGGCCACGCUGCCCAGUGCUUUGUACGUGCCACAUGUGAGGCGCGUGGCCAGGCUGAUGGACAUGAAGUACACCAGCCACUCUCCUGUUCUCCAGCGACCCAGCAACCGGCACUUGAUGCUAAACUUCCAGCAACUGCAGUCGCUGCAGGAGUUGUACGCUUUCUUUAGCACUUUGGGUAUCAGUUGCCCGCAGCCGAGGAACUUUGCGGACACGGAACAGGACGUGGCCAACUGUCUGCAAGAGAUCGAAGAGGUGCUGGCCAACGACUUCCUGGAGAAGCUGCCCAGCAUCACCACGCCCAGAUGAAGGCCGGUAGUGCCCCAUAGGCAAGCGCAGUCCGAGAUCCAAGCAAGUGGGUCUCAGUUUGAGCUCAAGUUGAAUCUAAGUCUGAAUCUGGGCGAGUCUGUCCUGGAGCCGGCUGCCGGCACAGCUGGGCAGGCGGUCCGCAUCCUAGCCGCCGUGCAGGCCAAGUUCACCAGCCAGAAUGCUGAGACGAGCUUCUCGCAGAGUCACAACAUUAGCCACAAAAGCUCGAGCAGCUCCACCACCAGCAUCACCAGCAGCAACAGCAACAGCAACAAUAAUAAGAAGACCAACUUUCCAUUUUAUGUCUAAGUGAGGAGGAGUAGGAGAAGAUGAAUAUGCCGAGUAUGAUAGCAAGCUAUAUGCAUAGAUAGAUAGAAAUGUACGGGGUCCGAAUGUGAUCGAUCGUUUUGACUGUUUUGAAUGUUUAGAGGACCGCGGUUGCCCCAUAGCCAAUAGCAGCCUGUAUGUAGUGUAAUCUGUAACCAUUGUAUUUAAAAUGUUAAUACUGUUGCGCCGAUAUCGAUGUGAAUAAGAGACGUGUUUAACGACAAAA
Drosophila ananassae is the source of this 8590-nucleotide messenger RNA. Its product is annotated as protein dopey-1 homolog. The record is from RefSeq and is a predicted model, not a curated record. Gene Ontology annotation, cellular component: trans-Golgi network; endosome. Gene Ontology annotation, biological process: Golgi to endosome transport. The transcript is spliced from 11 exons. The coding region runs from base 235 to 8037 and encodes 2600 amino acids. Lineage: Eukaryota; Metazoa; Arthropoda; Insecta; Diptera; Drosophilidae.